UGCUAGAGAAAUGUUAUGGGCUGGCACUGGUGUGGAGUGUUCGCCCUCCGUUCCAGGCCUGAGCUUCCUGGGAGCCGGGACAGUGUAAUCUUUGAAUCCACGCGCCUCGAACGAAAUAAGCACUGCAAUCAAUCUGCAGAGCUUAACGCAAGAGAAGGGGACGUGGAAACCGAGGAAACGGGUCUCGGUGCGAGGGUGUUGGGAGACGAGGGCGGGAAAGCGUGGCCACCCCGGAAAGCGGAGAGCUGCGGCGCCACCGUGCAGAGGUGGAGCCCCGGCGGCCGCGGGGCGCGGCUGGCUUUUCCCAGGGCCUCCGGCGGCGGUCAGGUGGGGCCCGGGGGCCGGGGGAGGGGCGGGAGGAAGGGGUGCGGUCGCGGUCGCAGACCCAGCGGACGCGGAGCACCGGCGGCCAGGCGCACUCCCUCUCGCGGUUCUCCCGCACCCCGGGUCCCCGCGGCCCCGCUUCAGUUUAGUGUGAUCUCAAUUCAAGCAAAAGUGGGAUAUCAUGGCCUCUAUCUGGGAACCGAUGAGGAAACACUCAUCAGCAUUCUGACUGAAAGGACAAAUGCACAGCGGCAGCUGAUUGUUCAGGCGUAUCAAGCAGCAUAUGGAAAGGAACUGAAAGAUGACUUGAAGGGUGAUCUCUCUGGCCACUUUAAGGAACUCAUGGUGGCCCUUGUGACUCCUCCAGCCAUGUUUGAUGCAAAGCAGCUGAAGAAAUCCAUGAAGGGUGUCGGAACAAGCGAACAUGCAUUGAUUGAAAUCCUCACCACCAGAACAAGCAGGCAGAUGAAGGAAAUCUCCCAAGCCUACUAUACAGUAUAUAAGAAGAGUCUUGGAGAUGACAUUAGUUCGGAAACAUCUGGAGAUUUCCGGAAAGCUCUAUUGACUUUGGCAGAUGGCAGAAGAGAUGAAAGUCUAAAAGUGGAUGAGCAGCUGGCCAAAAAGGAUGCCCAGAUUCUCUAUAAUGCUGGGGAGAACAGAUGGGGUACAGAUGAAGAUAAAUUCACCGAGAUCCUGUGUUUAAGGAGUUUUCCUCAACUGAAACUGACAUUUGAUGAAUAUAGAAAUAUUAGCCAGAAGGACAUUGAGGACAGCAUAAAAGGAGAAUUAUCUGGGCAUUUCGAAGACUUACUGCUAGCCAUAGUCCGUUGUGCCAGAAGCAUGCCUGCCUUUUUAGCUGAAAGACUGCAUCAAGCUUUAAAGGGUGUUGGAACUGAUGAGUUUACUCUGAACCGAAUAAUGGUUUCCAGAUCGGAAAUUGACCUUUUGGACAUUCGAGCAGAGUUUAAGAAGCAUUAUGGGUAUUCCCUAUAUUCAGCAAUUAAAUCGGAUACUUCUGGAAACUAUGAAAUCACGCUCUUGAAGAUCUGUGGAAGAGAUGACUGAGUGAAGAACACAAUCUCCGAAGGCCGCUGCUCCCACAACGGGCCUUUCCAACAGCUCUGCUUACUCCUUUCUCAGAGUUUUGAAAACCCCAAGCAAGCAUAAACAGCAACCUGUUUUCCUAACAGACACUUCCAUCGUUCCAUAAUAACGACAAAAAGUGAUUCUAGUAGAGCAUCUCAGCAUCAUGUAGGAAUUCAUAAAUGAAAUUUAAGUGGUAUUAAGGAUCUACUAAUACAACAUAA
This is a messenger RNA of Leopardus geoffroyi (Geoffroy's cat), 1631 nucleotides long. It is a transcript of the gene ANXA3, whose product is annotated as annexin A3. The record is from RefSeq and is a predicted model, not a curated record. NCBI's taxonomy places the organism in Eukaryota, Metazoa, Chordata, Mammalia, Carnivora, Felidae. Bases 16 to 1389 code for a protein of 457 amino acids. Gene Ontology annotation, cellular component: cytoplasm. Gene Ontology annotation, molecular function: calcium ion binding; phospholipase inhibitor activity; calcium-dependent phospholipid binding. The transcript has 12 exons.